Molecule: messenger RNA, 2499 nt
Organism: Symbiodinium pilosum
Lineage: Eukaryota; Dinophyceae; Suessiales; Symbiodiniaceae
Source: the annotation of a GenBank genome assembly
AUGCAAAGAUCCAUAGCAGAUUGGGGCGGCAACAUUGCUGCUUUUAUCGUCGUCCUGGUUGCCAAUACCCUCGCUAACGCGGUGCCCCUGGGUGGCCAGACGACCGGCGAGAUAUCCGACAAAUACCCCUCAUUGUUCACGCCAGCGGGUUAUGUCUUCUCCAUCUGGGGUCUGAUUUACCUGACGUUGUUGUUUUUUAUUGUCUGGCAGGCGUUGCCUGCACAGCGUGACAGCGUGUUGUUGAAAACACUGCGGGUUCCGUUCCAGGUCAGCUGUCUGUGCAACGCUGGGUGGAUUUUUGCCUGGCAUUACGAUCAGCUGUUUCUGUCCUUUGCAAUCAUGCUGGGGCUGCUGUGGAUGCUGGUCACCGUCUAUACACGGCUCAAUCUUGAUCGCGCCGCUCAUAACCUGGGUGAGCGCGUUUUCUUAUAUCUGCCGUUCAGCUUGUACACCGCCUGGAUCAGCGUUGCGGUCAUCGCCAAUGCCAGUGCGAUACAGAUUACCUAUGGUUGGAACGAGACAGUUUUCAGCCCGGUUGUCUGGACCGUGUUGAAGCUGGCGGCUGCCGGUACGGUGGCCGUUGGCGUCCUGUUUCGUUUCCGUGAUCCCGCAUGGAUGUUGGUGCUGGCCUGGGCGAGUUUCGGGAUCGCGUUCAGACAUGCCGAAACCUCUGUGGUUUACGGCGCAGCUUUGUUGCUGGGUCUGCUGGGGCUGGGGCUGAUCUUGUCAGACGCAGAUACACCCACACCCGACCCACAUAAAGAUAAGUGGGAUGCGCGGUAUCGCUCAGCCUCGCUGAACUGGUCUGCCCAACCUAAUGUGCUGUUUGCUGAAAUUGUCAAAGAUCUACCGCCAGGUAGGGCUCUGGAUGUGGCCUGUGGCGAAGGUCGGCACGCUUUGUGGCUGGCGGAGCAGGGCUGGCAGGUCACCGCUGUAGAUUUUUCUGCUGUAGGACUGGCCAAGGCCCGGCAAAUUGCUGAACAGCGUGGGCAGAAUGUGCGCUGGCUGCAACACGAUGUCACCCAGCGGAUGGAUGAUCUCGGAUUGUUUGACCUGGUGGCGGUGGUUUUUCUGCAUACAGACCCAUCCAGUCGGAACAUAUGGUUUGCCCAUGUCAGAAACUGUGUCGCCCCCGGUGGGAUGCUGGUUUACAUCGGGCACGAUCCGCGCAAUAUUGAUAGUGGUAGCGGUGGGCCUGAUCGGCCGGAAGUUCUGCCCGAUGCUAGUGAGGAGAGAACGAUGACAACCUACAGGAAUGAGCUGAAUUUGGCGUAUACCGCUUCGUCUGCUGAGUCGUUGCAACCCUUUGAGGCUGCGCUGACGUCUUAUCUUGGUGCGCGUCCAGACGUGAUGGCAAUCCUCGAUGGUUUGCAAAGUGCAGAUCCUGAUAUGUUCAUGGCCCGGGUGUUUCGCGGUUAUUUACUGAAACUCGCCGGGCAUCCGCAGUUCAGCGGCGCGCUCACAGACCUGGUGAAACAACUCGAAGACCAAGUUCGUGCCCAGGCGCUGACCUCGCGGGAACAGACGCACCUGCAGGUCCUGAAGUUCUGGAUCGAAGAUCAAAGCGCAGCAGCGUUGUCUCUGCUUGAACAACUGCUGUUGGAACAUCCGCUGGAUAUGCUGGCGCUGCGCAUAGCGCACUAUCUGCAUUUUUAUGACGGUAGCGGCGCAGCCAUGAGUGCAUCCACCGGGCGUGUGUUGGGUGCAUGGCCGCAGAAUCAUCCGCAUUAUCCCUUUUUGCAGGGUAUGCAUGCCUUUGGUCUGGAGGAGUCGGGUGACUAUGAACAGGCGUUGGCGCUAGGCCAGGAUGCGGUGCAGGCCAACAGUCAGGAUAUCUGGGCGACACAUGCCGUGGCUCAUGUGUAUGAAAUGCUGGGAGAGCAUGAGCAGGGUUUCAACUGGUUGACACAAACUGAACCGGGUUGGAAAGACACGAAUAAUUUUCGUUACCACGUUAUCUGGCACCAGGCGCUUUUCUGCCUUGGGCUUGGUGAACACGACCAGGCACUUUCUAUUUACGAUAACCAGCUGGCAGACAGUGUCGCAGAUGAUUUUUACCUGGAUAUCUGCAACAACGCUGCACUGCUGUGGCGACUGGAAUUCCUGGGUGUGGACGUAGGGGAACGCUGGCAGCCGCUGGUAGAUACCUGUGCCCGUCACUGCAACGACCGCGAAUUGCUGUUUGCUAAUCUGCAUUAUCUGAUUCCGCUGGCGGUCACCUGCGCACCAGCGCUUGAACCCGCGCUUGAAAACCUGUCCGACUGGGCACAAGGCUCUACGGACCAGGCCGUAUUAUGUCGUGAGGUAGGGGUUGCGUUGGCUCAGGCAGUGGCACAGGCACCGCAACAGCCGGAUGCUGCGUUGGAACCGCUGCUGGCGGUUAAAGAUGAAACUUAUCGCAUCGGUGGCAGUAAAGCACAGCGCGAUUUGUUCCGUCUGUUGGGUCGUCACGCUGCUGUACAGGCUGGCCGCGGGGAACUUCUGGCCCAGUUAAGCUGA